AUGGCCUCAUUCAUUAGAGCAAAAACAACACACCUGUUGCUAAGCCUCCUCCUCUUCGCACCCUUCAUCAACGCCCAAGACACCUCUCCCAACGGCCCAACCUUCCCCAACAUCGCAUCCAACUGCAACGCCUACCACACCGUCGUCGACACUGACGGCUGCGCGUCCAUCGCAGCCACCUACGGCAUCACCCUCGCCGAGUUCUACGCAUGGAACCCCGACAUCUCCAACGACUGCGGUACCAACUUCUGGACCGGCUACGCUUACUGCGUCGGCGUAGGCCCGGCCGCGCCGAGUAGCGUGACGUAUACCCCUCCGCCGGAUACCACGUGCGCUUGUGAGACGAGCACCACCACGGGUACGACGAAGACAGGCACCAAGACAGAGACGGAGACGGUUACCUCGACAGAGACUACGGCUAGUGCGAGCAGUAAUACAGAUCCGUACAGCACGCUGCAUCCGAUCACGAAUUACACGCUGACGGCGACGUCGACGGAGUUGGCGUUUCCGCCGACGAAAACGCAGGCGGGCCAGCCGGAGAAUUGUGAUGAUUGGCAGUUGGCUACGGCGUGGGAUACGUGUGAGAGUAUUGUGUCUAGUAACUCGUGGUUGACGUUGAGCAAUCUCCUUGCCUGGAAUCCCGCUCUGCACUCUGAUUGUUCUGGGCUGUACGAUGGCUGGUGGCUGUGCAUCAGCGUCCGGCCGUCGUCCAACAUCGACAUCGGGUGGACGACAACGGAAGGCAGCGUGGACAUCCCGACCAUCACGGCCAACUACACGCCCACCACCUUCCCAGCCAUCGAUCCCAGCUUUACUGCUUCCCCGACCCAACCUGGGAUUGUCAGCGGGUGUCUGUCCUACUACCAGGCGAAGGAUGGCGACACCUGCCACAACAUAGUAGACGGCACCAUCCUAACCGAAGCCGAUUUCUUCGCCUGGAACCCGGCCCUCAACAACGUCUGCACCGGUCUCUGGGUCAACUACUGGUACUGCGUCGCCGGUCCCUCGGGCUACGCCAUAACUGCCUUCCCCCCCACAGUCGCCUCACCCACCCUUCCGGCCCCGACCCCUCCAAACCAGAUAGCAACCUGCAAGAAAUGGUACCAGCGCGACGGUGAAUCGUGUGCCGAGAUCGCAGCCAUGUUUGGGACGUUCUCGGAGGCGGAUUUUAAGGGGUGGAAUGUGAAUGUGGGCAGUGGGUGUACGAAUUUGGUGGAUGGGUGGUGGUAUUGUGUGGGGGUGCCGGGGACGCCGACGACGAGGUCGGAGCCCGUGCAGACAACGGAGGUGCCGGAUGGGACGCCGACGUUGGAGGGGAUGACGGGGGAGUGUGCGAAGUUGUGGUUUGUGGGGGGGAGCGACACCUGCCAGUCGAUCGAGCUGGCCAACGGAAUCACCGAAGCCGACUUUUUGCAGUGGAACCCGGCGCUUGCGGGUACUACGACAACUUGUAAGCUGGUACGGGACUACUACGUCUGUGUAUCCAUCGACGGGCCGCCGGUGACGAUCUCAACUGUAUCCACCUCGAAGACAUCACAGACUAGGACUAGCACGAGCACCAGCACUACUUCACCACCGGGAACGGGAACCACGACAACAACAAAAACAACGACCGCAGUGACGACGACAACGUCUGGUGGAAGUGGACCUAUCACGACGCCUACUCCGAUUCGAGACGGCAUGACAUCAAGCUGUCACCGGUUCUACUAUGCCCAGGACGGUGACGGGUGUUGGGCCAUUGCUAACGCAGCCGGGAUUGAUCUCAAGUAA
Molecule: messenger RNA, 1770 nt
Organism: Dichotomopilus funicola
Lineage: Eukaryota; Fungi; Ascomycota; Sordariomycetes; Sordariales; Chaetomiaceae
Exons: 5
Coding region: 1-1770 (589 amino acids)
Source: RefSeq, a predicted model, not a curated record